AUGAAGUAUCUAGCUCCUAAAAAGAAUAAAAGCGUUGCUCUCAAAGUGGUUGACAAAGAAGAUGUUGAACACCAAUCAGAAGAAUUCAAUGGAGAGGAAUUUGCUUAUCUUUCACGACAAUUCAAGAAGUUCACUGAGAACAAAAACACUAAAGCGAGAGUCAAGUGCUAUGGAUGCGAAGGAUAUGGACAUAUUGCCUCUGAAUGUGCCAACACACAAAAGAAGCAAAAUGGAAAAGCCAAAUCGCUGAAUGUAACCUAG
Messenger RNA from Prunus armeniaca (apricot), 261 nucleotides. The record is from the annotation of a GenBank genome assembly. Lineage: Eukaryota; Viridiplantae; Streptophyta; Magnoliopsida; Rosales; Rosaceae.